CUUUACAUUGGUGAACCGUUGGUGUUUCUCUCAAGCCCCCAUGCCCCUCAAUUUUUGCUCUUUUUGUCCCAUUUUGAUAUUUCCCCUUUGCUUCUGAUAUAAAACCUCUCUGCUAUAUAAGGUGAAGUUCUCGCGCGCUAGGAAAUACAGUACUUUAGUCCAAUGGUCAAGUACACGAUGACUAUAGUCAAACCGCGCGAAAUUAGGUCAAAAUCUCCACUUCAGUUGUACUUCUUUUUUCAAUUUCUAUUAUUUCUCCACUGCUUUUUUCUGCUCGAAUUAGGGUUAAUACUGAACAGAAAUUGCGAUUUGGUUCAUUUAUCAACUCACGCCCUAGUUGAAUUGUUCAAAGUCUGUAAUUGAUAUUGCCACAUGCUUAUGUUUGGUUGCCGUAAAAAAGCGGACUAAAAAAUGCGAUUGAUUGUUAAAGUCUGUAUUGCUUAGUUACUAUGGAUUUUAAUGUGUUGGUUACUUUGUUCAUUUUAAUGUUUUCAUAAAUCAUAUGUUCAUUUUAAUGGAGUCUAACAUAUUUGCUUAUAUGUUACUUUUUAUUUUUAGCAAUAGGUGAUAUUUCCUUUCCCAUCACCAUCGUCUUUGAUAUCGCCGGAGUCUAUUCGGUCGGCUAUGCCUCCUCCGGAUGGCGAAAUUGAUUUUGGAAGAGAUGUAGAAGAAGAAGAAAAAGAAGAAGAAGAAGAGGAGGAGGAGGUAGGGAGUGGAGACAAUGAAGAAGAGGUAUUGAGUGGUACUAAUGAGACAACAAAAAAUUGUAAACAGAGAAUUGAGGAACCGAAGGUGCGAAUGGAAUUUGACACAUCAAACGAAGCUUAUGUGUAUUACUUAAGAUAUGCUAAACAACAAGGAUUUUCUGUGGCAAAAAGAACGUCAAGAAAGGGAAAAGAUGAAAACUUGAAGAAUCUAACUCUUCAAUGCAAUCGUGAUGGAAAGGCAAGGGUGAAAGGAAGCAACCCGGUGAAACCACGGCCACAAACAAAAAUUGAUUGUCCGGCUCACCUUAUUGUUGCUUCAUAUCCAAAUGGAAAGUGGAGGUUAAACCUAGUUGUCUUGGAGCACAAUCACGAUCAAAGCUCGGAAAAGUGCAGGUUCUUCAAGAGUAAUAGGGUAAUUGAUGAACAUGUGAAAAGAAAGCUCAUGUUGAAUGAUAAAACCGAGAUUAAAUUGCCCCAGACUUAUGCCUCACUUUAGAUUAAGGCGGGGGACCUGAUAAGCUUCCAUAUGGUCAGAAGGAUUGCCAGAAUUAUGUGGACAAACAACGACGUUUAAAACUUGUGGAAGGAGAUGCUGAAGCGAUGCAUAGUUAUUUCAUGAGAAUGAAAGUUGACAAUUCUGACUUCUUUUGUGCCAUGGAUUUGGAUGACAAGGGUCGACUAAGGAAUGUAUUCUGGGCCGAUGCAAGGA
Molecule: messenger RNA, 1416 nt
Organism: Rhododendron vialii
Lineage: Eukaryota; Viridiplantae; Streptophyta; Magnoliopsida; Ericales; Ericaceae
Product: protein FAR1-RELATED SEQUENCE 4-like
Exons: 2
Coding region: 625-1203 (192 amino acids)
Source: RefSeq, a predicted model, not a curated record